Molecule: messenger RNA, 1953 nt
Organism: Durusdinium trenchii
Lineage: Eukaryota; Dinophyceae; Suessiales; Symbiodiniaceae
Source: the annotation of a GenBank genome assembly
AUGCGAGAACCUGUUGAGCCGGAGCCUGCCACAUACGGCACUGUGCCCCCAACAGAGGACGCAUGUUCUCUGCUGCUGACACGGGAGGAGUGCAUGAACCUUCCAGUAGGUCUUGAUGAGCACUACAUCGUCAAACACCCAACUCAGCACUUCCGAUGCCAGAAGUGUGGACAAGUUGGUGAGUCGUGUGCAGACAUCCGUCAGAUGUCAUGCACUGUGAACUUCAUGGCUGACGUUGUGGAACAUGACGGAGAAAACCAAGCCGCAGAAGAGAACCUUCUGCAAAGUCUUCAAGAUGAAGUGUUGGCCAUGGAACUCCUAGAGGAGGAGAUGGCACUUCUGGAAGCCAACGAGAUGCUUGCCGCUUUGGAGCUGGAAGAGUCACAGCGCAUGGACUUGGAAGAGAAGUCGUUGCAGACAGCUCUACUCGAUUCUAUGUCACAAAAGGGUGAUCGGCCACCUUGUCCGAUCAUCCGUGCUGCUGAUGUGAGUGCCUUGGAAGACAUGCAAAAGUUGCACGACAUGGGCUACUCCAAGGAGAAUGCCAUUUGGGCUGUGAGAGUCUCCCAUGAUCUGAAAGAAGCGGAAGAUAGGGCAGCUGGAAGGGCGAAUGCUGAGGCAGCCUUUGAACUUCGGAACACGAAGCCCAAAGCUGAGGAGAUGCUGCCACCUAACACGACUGUCAAGAAGGCCCCUGUGCAGAGCAGCCUGUCGGCAUAUAGUUGUGAUGCAUGCCUGUCCAAAUUCAUGACGCAACUAUGCAUGUAUACAUGCGAUCAGGCCCUGACGUGGUUGAGACUUUGCCACUGGAUCCUCAAUCCGUUGACUCCUUGGUCCAUGCAGCUAGUGCGAAUGCUGCCAAUGCGGAUGCUGCGCUCGCACAGGCAGCUGAUGAUCCCGGAGCUCACCGGGCACUUGCUGAUGACUCCACACCUCUUCCAGCGCAUGCGAUUGCAGAGCUUCCUGAACCUGCUGAUGCCAUUGCAGAGGUUCCUGAACCUGCUGCCGACCAUGGACUCAGCACAGCAGAUCACCCUGCUGAUGCACUACCUGGCCCAGAAAAUGAACCUGCUCACGAUCCACCUCGUAUGGAAAGCGAUGCAGCUGAUGGUCCACCUUGUGGGACAGAUGCUCCUGUUGAUGAUCCUGUGCCCCGCAAAGGAGUGUGAUGAAAAUGAAGACCAUGAUGCUGAGAAUGUGGGCAAGGCUCCGAAGCGGAAGGCUUCGAAACCCAAAUCGAAGCCCAAAGCCAAAGCUAAAGGAGCGCCCAAAAGCUCAGCCAAGAAAAAGGACUUGGCGGCCAAGGGCUCUACUGCUAAGGCAAAGGCUUCCACUUCCAAGUCGAAGGGUUCGCAGGCCAACAAAGCCUCUGCUUCCGAGGAGUCACCCGAGGCCAAGCCCACCAAGAUUGCCAAGACUGGAGAUGAGAAGCUGUCUGAGUCCGAAGGGCAUGCUGUGGCAGAAUGCCCCAGUUCGGGAAGUUCCAAAGCCUGCAAACGCACAGCUGAUGGACAUUCCAAAGCACCUGCAAAGCCGAAGGCGAAGGCAAAAUCCACGAGGAAGCCAAAGCCAUCGAGUGACGCUGGCAGCUCUACUGAGCCAAGCGGUGGCGCUGGCAGCUCUACUGACAAGCCAAGCAGUCGGGCAGGAAAGCCGAACAGGAAGAAGCGAGACGGUGGGUCAGAGAAGCCAAAGGGUGAGGCUGAGGCUGAUCAGCAAAAGAAGAAGAUUCAGUCCGCAAAGUCCUCGGCUUACCAUUGUGCAAAGCGGGCUGCCUUGAAGAACGGAGAGCCCAUGGAGGAAGCAAUCCGAUUGGGCAAGGUGCAGGCCUCUUUGAUGUGGAAGAGGAAGGCGCUUUGUGCGGGCCUGCCGGGCGAGCUUGGUCAGUUCUAUCUUGCAAGCGUUCACUCGCAUGGCUUCACGCGCAUUUUGAGUCGUGAGUUACAUCUUUAA